This is a messenger RNA of Vitrella brassicaformis, 1955 nucleotides long. NCBI's taxonomy places the organism in Eukaryota, Vitrellaceae. The record is from the annotation of a GenBank genome assembly.
CCGAGCGGCAAGUGCGAGAGAAGGCCGAAUCGCAGCGAACCAAACAGAACGGCCGAGCAGGAUGCCAGUAGACACGCCGUCGUUGUCCACCGCGCCUUCUUCGCUGUCGCCACCCUCCCUCCCCGACCUCGCAUCGCCAGGGUCCUCCAGGUCGCACGGGCCUGACCCCCUCUACCUCCCGCCUCGCUCGGUAUUCAACGACGACGAGUGCGCACCUCUCCAGAAACCCAGGCUGCUCUACUUCGGCGUCAAGGGACGCGCAGAACCGAUUCGACUGGCCUUCGCCAUUGGUGAGGGCACGGCAGAGGCAGACAGCUUGGGGGGGCGUGGCAAGGCAGAAUGGCACUCUGAUGGCGCUGGCUUGUCUGUGUGUGCAGCGGGUGUUGACUUUGAGGACGUUCGUCUGACCGAGAGGGCCUUCCUGUCGCGAUGUCGGAGUGGGAGCCUCCCGUAUGAGCAGUUGCCCGUGCUGGAGAUGGAGGGCCACGUGCUCUCCCAGUCCUUCGCAAUCAUGACCUUCGUCGGCAGGAGGACGGGUACGCGCCAAGCCUUGCCUGCGCGAGAAACAGGCUCACCAGCCUCUGUUGACGUGUGGGCUGUGCCCUGUGUGCAGGUUUGAUGCCUGCUGAGGCGUGGGAGGAGGCCAAGGCGGCUGAGUUUGUUUUGGGUGUGGACGAGGCCUACUCGGCCAUCGCCGAGACGGUCAGGGAGGAGGACGUCGCAACCAAGAUGAAGGUAGGCGCGUCCAGAUGGACGGAUGGCUGACGUGUCAUCCCUGCUCUGUGCUGUGUGUGUGCGUGCCUUUGGCUCACCAGAUGCGCACUGAGCUGGCAAGUGUCCACCUGCCCAGGACGCUCGCCUGUCUGGACGCCCUCGCCGCCAGCAACUCCACACCGGGAUACGCAGUGGGCUCCUCACUGUCCAUGGUAAAUAAAGGAGCUUGAACGGCACUCACCGCAGCGAGCGCAGCAGCAUCCCCACCAACGAACGACCCAUGUGUGUGUGGCUCAUCUCAUGCAGGCGGAUCUCGUGCUGUUCAAUCUGAUCAGCUGGCUGCGGGCCGGUGUGGUCAGCGGCGUGCCCAAGACCCUGGCCGACAAACACACACACAUCAUGCAGGUGGGGAGGGAGGGACGGAGGGAGGGAGGGAGUCAGCAGACUGACAAAAAAUCAUGUGUGUGUGUGUGUGUGUGUGUGUUCAGAUCCACGCGACGGUGCAGAGCCACCCGAGGGUUCAGGAGUGGUACCAGAGGCCACGCCGGCCGACAAAGCGAGUCUAACUGACCUCACUCCUCCCACUCCUCCCUCCCCCCGCCUCCCUGCCCUCCCUCGUUCUUUUCCAACAUGUAGAUAAACACACAUAGACAUACACUCUCUCUCUCCCACUACUGCUCCCUCCCUCCAUCCCUCCCUCCCUCACUCCCUCCCUCCCUCCCUCACUCCGCUCACUGGUCCCCUUUUGAACCGACUGGUUGAUGACACAUGACUGACGAGAGAGAAACCCUCCUCUCUGUUUUUUCCAAUGCACACAAACGAACGAAGAUACGGUUUGAUUCGAUUUGUGUUUUGUUUUGUUUUCUGCCCGCUACCUGGCGAUCGAUCAAGCAACGCAGCCAACGUGUGGAUGACACUUGGGGAUGGACGGAUGGAGUCCGUCCGGUGUGGGUUUGUUGAGUGGUUUGUUGAGCGGUUGGUUGGUUGGUUGUUGCCAGAGCGGGGCGGGGCGGGCGAAAGCAAGCUCUGAUUUUCGCUGCCUGCGUCAUGGAAGUGGUUUGGUCGACGCCCAAGGGUAGACAGGUAGACAGACAGGUAGAGAGACCCAACGAAGCAAGGCGGUUUUGGCACCCGCGACUUCGUCUGUGUGUAUGUAUGUGUGUUUGAGUGUGUUGUGUUGUUUGAUGUACCAAGAUUUUCGUGUCUGCGUGUACGUGUGCGUGUCUGCGUGUGAAUUGUGU